AGGAGAUGACCCUCCGCUGGUUGUCCACCCAACUUUGGAGACACCGUGUGAUGGGUCUCCUGAUGGCUUUGUGUGUCACCUUGUUACUCAUGCUCCUGGCUACUCAGUCAUUGCAGCAUCCAAGAAACACUACAUAUAUUUGCAUGUCUGUUGAAAUCCUCUCUCUUUCCUAUGUCGAAAGCCACUAUGGUGGGCACAAGGGCCAUAAUGUGGAGGAGAAGGGAGCACUUUCCGACAAUGCUCCUCCAAACACCCCCGUCCCAUCCCACACUGCCCCUAACAGCAAGAAGGAGGUUCAGACACCCAAUCUGCAGCAUCAAAGAGAUCACAAUGGGUACACCUUUAGGAGGACAAGGAGGAGCCCUCCACCUGUAGCUUUCCUCAAAACACACAAGACUGGAAGCAGCACUGUCCAGAAUCUGAUGUUCCGCCUUGGGGAGAAGGAGAACCUCACAUUCGCCUUCCCCUAUUACGCAUACCAGUUCAGCUACCCAGAUAGGUUCCGAGCAGACUUUGUAGAUGAGCUGCCACCUGGUUCCUCUCAGUUCGACAUGCUCUGCAGCCACAUGCGGCUGGACCUGGGACAGCUGAAACAGGUGAUGCCCAAGAACACUAUCUACAUCACCCUGCUGCGUGAUCCUCUACAGACCUUUGAGUCCGUUUUCAGCUACUACACUUCCACUGUACCUGCCUUCACUCUAGCCAAAAAGGCAGCUGACACAGCUAACAGGAAGUCAGCCCUCUCAGUCUUCCUGGAGGCCCCAGAGUCCUACUGGGACCCUACAGAACCUGGGAAUGGCCUAGCCAGAAACCCUAUGAGCUUUGACCUGGGCCUCAGCAGCCAAGAGUGGAACGCAUCCUGGCCCAUGGAGCUGACUCAGCUGGAGGAGGCCUUCCAGCUGGUAAUGAUCGCUGAGCACUUUGAUGAGUCUCUGGUUCUCCUGGGGGCUCUGCUGCAGCUGGAGCCUGAGGAGCUGGCCUAUGUGCACCUGAAUGUCCGCGCCCCCUCGGACAUCACCCCGAUAGAGGAGGACACCAAGGCCAGGCUCUGGGCCUGGAACAGUCUGGAUGUGCUACUCUACAACUUAUUUCUGCAGGUUUUCUGGGAGAAAGCUGAGCAGUAUGGCCUGGGGAGACUGAAAAGGGAGGUGACCCUACUGAGGGCCUCCACACAGAGGCUCAGACAGAAGUGUGUGGCCAGAGGAGGAGUGCCCCCUGGUGAGCUGGAGGACCUGGUCAGGCCCUGGCAGACCGACACAGUCACCAUCCUGGGAUACAAGGUACGAGGGAACCUGACUCUGCAGGAAGAGGGGCUCUGUGUGCGACUAGUGCUGCCUGAGCUACAGUACCACUCUCACUUGUAUUUCCAGCAGUAUGGCCAUGACAUGAGGUCCAUACCUACAGACUAAUGUGCAGCACUUUCCCUUUUAGAUACUACACUGUUCAGAAUUUCUGCUUUUGAUGCAUUUUUCC
Molecule: messenger RNA, 1473 nt
Organism: Oncorhynchus masou masou (cherry salmon)
Lineage: Eukaryota; Metazoa; Chordata; Actinopteri; Salmoniformes; Salmonidae
Product: galactose-3-O-sulfotransferase 2-like
Exons: 4
Coding region: 6-1409 (467 amino acids)
Biological process (GO): glycolipid biosynthetic process
Cellular component (GO): membrane
Molecular function (GO): galactosylceramide sulfotransferase activity
Source: RefSeq, a predicted model, not a curated record